Lineus longissimus is the source of this 13922-nucleotide messenger RNA. Its product is annotated as TPR and ankyrin repeat-containing protein 1-like. The record is from RefSeq and is a predicted model, not a curated record. The transcript is spliced from 20 exons. Gene Ontology annotation, molecular function: ATP binding; protein binding. The coding region runs from base 156 to 11462 and encodes 3768 amino acids. Lineage: Eukaryota; Metazoa; Nemertea; Pilidiophora; Heteronemertea; Lineidae.
AAUAUGUCAAAAGCUGCUGGAACGGAUUCAUUCUUUUUCCAAUAUUUCAUCAAAUUCAACAAACCAUGGCCUAGAAAUACGUUAGUAUUCAUCAUAACUUCCCAGUAGAUUGCCAUUGCAUCACAUAGUGGAAGAAACAUUGAACUGUUGACACAAUGAAUCCAUUGGACGGCUUUGAAAGGUUUAUGGAAGGUCUGCGUCCACAUGGGCAGAACCAGCCUGGCCAAGGGCAGCAUCAGUUUUCAAAUCGUGGCAGAAAUGGACGAGGAGGACCCAGCCUACACCAAGGAAUGGGGCAGAACCCGAACCAUAAUCAGCACAGAUUUUCAUUUGGUCCCGGAAAUAACUUUGCAAGAGAUCAAAUGGGACCACCACUUUGGGAUCCUGGUGCUGGCCGAGGUCAACAACAUGGGAAUGGGAGGAACUAUUUUUUUGGGCAAAAUGUACGAGGACGUGGAAUGCCUAAUUUUGGGCAACAACCUUUUUAUCAGGGCAAUGUUGAGUUUAAUGGUGUGCCAAGGAUGCCAAAUGCAAGAUCAGCUGGUAUCUCCAGACCACUCGGAAGUGCUACUCCUCCCGACGCCACACCUAGGCAAAACAGCUCCAGUGUUGGUGGAGGCCAGCCUAACCAGAGGAAGAUAUACCUGCCAUGUCAACAACACGUGAAUGAACUGAAGGUCAAGGGCAACGAUCUGCACAAAAAUGGCCGCCACGAAGAAGCAUUAGCUUACUACAGCGAAGCCCUAGACUUGGCGAGGCAAACGUUACCCCCAAGUAACGCUAAGCCCGUCAGUAACAGGAUGUUCGCUCAGUUGUUGAGUAACAAAUCGUUGGUGUUGAGUCUUACUGGUCAUCACCAGGAGGCUUUGAUUGAUGCGAGAGCGAGUAUUGAUUGGGAUUCUGCUUGGUUUAAGGGUUACUGGCGAACAGUGCAGGCUCUCAAAGCUGUCUCACAGAACGACGAAGCUCUCAGAGUUGCAGUCAAUACAUUGAUGAUGAUUGAGCUAACUCAAGAUGUGCGCGUUAACUUCUUGAUGGAAGUUAUCCUGUUGAUUGUACAGCUACAUGGUCCUGCUGAUGAAGUCCUGCCAGGGUUUGGCAUUGAUGCACCAACUUGGAUUGAAAUAUUCAAGAGGCUCGCCUCCGAAAACAAGUGGCAUAUCAUGAAGUUGUUAUUUGAGGAAGAACUAGACAACAUGGAGCAGUGUGGAGAGAACGUGUUUCUGAUGGACCUUGUUAAGUACUGCUGCCAGCACCGAGAUGCCAUGGGAUGGGGUCAGAAACUUGCCAUAGAUCUUCUACAGAGAAAGUGCAAAUAUCCAAAAGAGAAAGAUGAGGCUGCUAAUACUUGUACAGUGCUGAGGAGUGUGCUUGACUUGGGACUUCAGUCAGUCAGCUUCCUGCUCUUGAAGUACCUUCUGACGAAUUAUGACAAAUUACCAGCGCGGAGGAACCAGCGGGAUAUUAACGGCAAUACGCUUCUGCAUCUUGUGGCCUUGUCCAACAAUCCAAACCAAGAGAUAGCUCUCAGGGUGUUGUUGAAUUUCAACCCCGAUUUGACCAUAAAGAACAACGAUGGCCAGAAACCGAUCGACUGUGUUGACAAGUCCUCUCCCCUGUAUAAACUGCUGGCAUGUGAAGAGAAGAAGAAGACAGAGGUUCACUUGAAGGAGAUGAAGCGGUUAACAGCGGAGGGUGACCAGCACGUGAAGAUGAGGAAACACGACAAGGCUCGUUCUUCUUAUGAAAAAGCAGUAGCACUGUGUGAGAUGGCGAAAGUGACCAAGAGAGAGGAGUCCUUGAUGCUGUGCAAGCUUUCUCAAGCCAAAUUCGAGGUUAACCAGAAAGGUCCAGCUCUGACAGACGCCAUCGCUGCUGUGAGGAAGGAUACAUCAUGUUUUGAGAGCCAAAGACAACUUGCAAAGGUCCAAGUAGCUCUAAGUAAAUACGAUGAUGCUGCAGCGACAUUGUUUGCUGCAUUCGGAAUCCUGCGGUCAAGCAAUAGUGAGCGCUACAUGGAUGAGAUCUUGUUUGACCUAGCUGUGUUGUCACCAAAGGUUUCAGGGAAAUCUCCUGGAAGAUUCAUCAACCGCUGCGUGGCAAAAUCUGCUAUCUGGAGCAACGUGGUGACCCGCCUUAGCGGGCGACGAGCCUGGGAGUCUCUCUCACUCAUCUUCCUUGGUGGUGGAAACGGCCACAAGAAAGGUGUUGGUGGCGUCGCCACUGGCUGUAGUGCCAAGAAAGUCUACCUUUCGCCAAUUGUGACGGAGUACAUCAACGAUGUUCGCAGUUGGAAGGACGGGAUCGAGGAUCUCUUGGUGGAGUUGAUCGUUCAUGGUGCCGAUCCAAAUAGAAUAGUAGACCAUCGAGAUGAGCAUCCCAUGGUUCUUGCACUCGAUGCCGGAAUUGCAACAGGAACCUACAAACUGCUGCGAACCUUGUUCAAAUACAUGACCAAACACACGGACAGCUUGGGAAGGAACCUCCUGCAUCACGUCGCCAUCCUGUACCACCGCCAUGCCCAAUCUAUACCCAACCUUCCCGAGUUGUUGGAGGUUCUCAUCGACAAAGGCGUGGAUCCUUGUCAGAGAGACAACGAUGGCUUCCUUCCGAUCGACCGCGUCAUCCGCUUUACCCAUCUCUAUGAACUACUCACAAGGAUGAUGGAGGUCAAAAAACAAUCUGAAAAAAAUACUGAGGCAAUAAGAAGAAUGGAGGCAGCAAAAGUGAGCGCACAGUCAAGUAAGACGAAAUCAAAACCGAGGGAUAAGUGCGGGAAGUGUCAGGAUGAUUACUACGAUGCGCACGACUUACAGCUAAACGACUCUGAGAAGAUGUUUAGACUCUGCGCUGGGAUUAUCAAAGAGAAGAGGCACGUUAAGGCGGAGCAUGAGCGAUGGUUGAAGAAAAGCCAGACGUUGAUCAUGACGAUCAUGAUCAGCGAAAGAGAAGUCCCCAAGUACUUGGCCACUUUGGAUUCUGCAGAUUAUUCCGUAUUCGUCCAUUUGGCAGCUAAGGAGCAUUGGUGGCUGGUUGAGCGACUGCUUGAUGCGUACACUGCUGCUUCCCAUUGCACAAGUGACUUGGCCAAAGAUAUUGAUCUCACUAGGUUCUUUGGAAGCACUGGAAACUACCACAGGUCAUCUCCAAAACGUCGCUACCAGGCCUUGGAGAAGAUCCUGGAAGCUGGUGCGUCUGUUACGGAGCGUAACACAAAUAACACCUUACCACUUGAGGCAGCUGUGAGCGGUGAGGACUGGGGAGCCAUCUCAUUGCUCAUCAACUAUGGUGCCAGUCCUGUCGUGCUAACCUUGCAACAGGGAGAUACUCCACUCCAUGUGGCUCUUCAGAUUGCCAUGAGCAAAGAUGGAGGAAAUUUUGGAGCCCUCCGGUGCCUCCUUGAUCUCCAUGCCAGUGAUUCGGAGAAGUACUACUAUCUUCAUCCAUCAACACAGGACAGUGCUGGAGACACCUUAUUCCACGUUGCCGCCCAGGGUCAGUGCACCCGCCUUGCUCGUAAGGCCGUAGCCUUCCUGUUCGAUAGCGGUGUGAACCCUAAUCUACGCAACAAAGCGGGUAAGACAGCACUGCAGUGUCUGCUGAAGAAGGAUGAUCCACGUGCUCAUGACAUCCGAAUGGCAAGUGAGAAGUUCUCUCUGCCUAUGAAAGCUACUAAGGAGAAAACUGGGAAAGGGAGGAAGAAGAAAAAUAGCCAGUUUGUUGUUGAAGACAAUGCUGAAGCUGUGGUAGCCGAUGAAAAGGUACAGGGUCAUGAACCUCAGAAGAAAGUGGAUGUCGCCGUGAGUCAUGCGGUGAAAAACAGGGUUAUGUGGUGCAAGGAUGAGAUACGUCAGUUCCUUGAGGCGUUGGAUAUCGAGUUGCUGGUUGCUGAUGAUGAUGAGUCUGAAGAAGAGUUCGAAGAUACUAUGAGUGAUGCAGCCCAGUCCAGUCAUUAUUCGUCCCCAGAACUAGAUGAAUCUCGUGUGAAUGAGGUCGUUGUCGAGAGCGGCCUGCUGAAGGUUGAACAGAGUGGAGAUCGCGACAGCAGCUUUCAGACAUGCAGUGAAGGUGAGGAAAAUGUUGAAGAGGAGCAGACCUCAAGUGAUCAGACUGCUAACACAACAAAUGGACAGGCGGCAAACAAUAGGGAGGUUAAUUUUGAUGAGAUUGACGACGUAGAGACAGUCCAUGUCCAUGACAUUCGCCCUGGAAGUGUGCAUGAUGUCAGCGACCCUGAUAUUGGGACCUUCCAUGAUGAAGAUGGUGAACAAAUGCUCGUUUUUAGUGACCCUGAUAUUGAGAGCAAUUCCAGUCAUGAUGGAGGCAGUGAUACUAGCGAUGUCGAAGAUGAUUAUGAAGUUCCAGAAAUGUCAACACUGGGAUCUACACUUGAAGAAGCAACCUGGGGACAAGGCAGUGAAGUCAGACAACAGAAAGACGGCUCGACCACUGAAACUGUCAGUUCUGUUCAGAGCAUUGAUGAGCUGCAGCACCAAGAUGAUGUUGCCGCUGAUACCGAGUUCGGUUUGGAUGUUGCUGAGUCCACGAGUGAUGCUUUCACUACUGAAAAUAGAGUAGACACAGUGGAGUCAAAUCAGAAAGAACAGAGUACACUUCUUGAUGCUAAUGCCAAUGAGUCUUCUUCGGUGAAUGAGAAAGGCAAGGCAGUUGUCCAGAAUUGGGGGAAACAUGUUGUGGUGGAGCUAUCAGCACUACUUUCUGGGAAGACAGAAAAACAACUCGGUGAUGAGGAGGCUCUUCCUGACAAAGGAUCUGCCGAUGUUAGUGAUGGUAAUGAUGAUGACAAUGUUGAUCAUGAGACUGAAGGAGACGGAGUUGCCGAAGAGAUUCCUGUACUUCUUCUAGAGAAAACAGAGAUGGAACAUGAACCAGGUGAUAAGCAGGCAUCUGCAGAUUCUGAUCCAGAAUCAGGAGAUGUUGAUGAUGAUGAUGAUGAUGAUGAUGAUGAUGAUGAUGAUGUAAAUGACAUAACUGAAGGAGUACUUGAUGAAUCUGUCUUCAAUGACCUCGAGUGGGACAUGGAAUGCACAGCAGAGGUAUGGAAGAUCCUGUGUAAAAAGGACAUGGACUUCAAGAUGAAAGCUCUUAUUGUGAAGAAGCUCAAAAUGUUGGGGGCAGGCAACCACCAGAAACGUCUGAGUAAACGACUCCGAAAUGUCCCGAAGAGUAUUCUCCUAUAUGAAGCCAAGCUGACCAAAGCUGCUCGAAUCAUCUGGGAGAUAGGCAUUGCAUUUUCUUCCAGGAGGAGUGAACUGCCAAGUAUCAGACUUGGAAAUGAACAAACUGAAGUUGAGACAACAGGCAAGAUAUAUGCCCAGGUUAUCAGGAUUUGGGACAUUGUGUUUGACCAUGACAACAUCUAUAGGAGUGUCCAGAAAAUCGUUGGGUCGCACAGCAAGGGAGAGCAGUGCCUGAUCCAGAAGAACUUGAAAGGAGUCAAAGGUAAGGCAGUUGAUUACUGGCAAGGUGGAAAGCGACUUCCUAUGCUCUUUACAGAGAUAGAGGGCAUCCUUGGGCCCUUGGAUCCUUCUGACAAGAGAUGGGCCCGCUUCUUUCCUCCUGCAAGCUCCAAGGAAACCGAGUACCACAUCAUGAAAUUCUACUCCUUUGACUCUGCACUUGUCAACAACAUUCUUCACAACCAAGGUGAGAAGUUAGACUUCCCAUUUCGUGUGACAGAGCUCGAGCAUGCCAUCAUCAACCUCCAACCCAAACAACCUUGCCCCUUGCUGCUGCUAGGACGGAGUGGAACUGGGAAGACAACUUGCUGUUUGUACCGUUUGUGGACAAGUUUUGUCAGGUACUGGGAGAAGGCAUAUCCAGAAAGUCCAAUCCUUCCACGUGCUGCUGCCUUUGUCAGUUCUCUAGAAGAAGUUGAGGAAGAGGCUGAGGGAGAAGGGGAGAACAGUGAAGGAGAAGAAACAGACGGCUCCGAUGACUCCGAAGAUGAACUGGAACCGUCGGACGAUGAGGAUGAGAAUGCUGUGAAUGAGCCCGAGGUUGUCUAUGAACAUCUUCACCAACUCUUCAUCACAAAGAACCGUGUUCUUUGCACAGAAGUUAACAAGAACUUCAAACUGCUGAGUCACGCCUUUCCAAGAGCCAAGGCCCAUGUUGAUGUUGAGAAUGAGCCACUACCCCACCGCCUCCAGCUUGCUCAUCCUUGCUCCUUCCCAUUGUUUAUCACAUCAAGACAGUUCCUCAUGAUACUUGACGGUUCACUGCCUGAGCCCUAUUUCUUCCCUAGGAGCCCAGAUGGUAGCAUUGAACGAGAGAUUGCAGGGUGGGGAAAGGAAGAUAACCCGCUGAACCUCAUCCCCGACUUUGAUGAUGAUGAAGAUGAUGAGCCUGUUGAACUUGGUGAUGAAGCAGCUGCAGAGCUUGACCCUUUGGUUGUAGAAGCCCAAAAACAGCCACAACAACAUCUGGAUCCGAGAAAAGAAGUCACGUAUGAGGUCUUCACCUACCAGCUGUGGUCUCUAAUGAACAAGAAGCAGAAAGCUACUUGCCACCCAUCGCUGGUUUGGACAGAGAUCAACUCGUUCAUCAAGGGUUCCAUGGAGGCCUUGAACAGCAAAAAGGGCUACCUUGAAAAGGAUCAGUAUCUGCAACUGGGGGUAAAACGUGCUCCUAACUUCACCGGAAACCGAGACCAGGUGUACGCUCUAUUCAAAAUCUACCAGCUGCUCAUCAAGCAGAAAGGGUACUUCGAUGAAAUGGAUGUGAUCUUCAGUUUGUACAAUCGUAUCAAGACCAUGCAGAAACCAGAGUGGGCCAUUCAUCAGAUAUAUGUAGAUGAGACGCAGGAUUUUACGCAGGCGGAGCUCUGCUUGCUGAUUCGGUGCUGCCAGAAUCCCAACGACAUGUUCUUGACUGGUGAUACUGCUCAGAGUAUCAUGCGAGGCGUAGCAUUCCGAUUCAGUGACCUCAAGUCAUUGUUCUACUACGCGAGGGAAUCCCUGAAGGCGAUGGGGAAAACCGAAGCAGUUGGCAUUCCACGCAAAGUCUACCAGUUGACUCACAACUACAGAUCGCAUGCCGGCAUCCUGAACCUUGCGUCAGGUAUAGUGGACAUCAUGCUACAUUUCUUCCCCGAGUCAUUCGACCAUCUUGACAAAGAUCGAGGAUUGUUCGAUGGGCCAAAACCAGUCCUGAUGGAGUGUUGCGACUACAGCGAUCUGGCGAUGGUUCUAAGGGGAAAUAAGCGUGAGACAUCACAGAUCGAAUUUGGUGCGCAUCAAGCUAUCCUGGUGGUCAAUGAGCAAGCCCGAAAAAGUCUGCCUGAGGAGCUGAGCUUUGGAUUGGUGUUGACCAUCUACGAGUCUAAGGGACUGGAAUUCGAUGACAUCCUCCUGUACAACUUCUUCAAAGACUCGCAGGCCAAGAAGGAAUGGUCCAUUGUGCGGAACUUCCUGGACGACUUGAUUGAGAAGUACCAGACACAGGCGAAAGACAGCCGCAAAGGAGACAGUUUCGCUGAUAUCAAUAUAGAUGUUCUGAAUAAUGCCAACCGGCCAAGACCCCUCGACUUCGACCCAGAGAAGCACAAGAUCCUGAACUCCGAGCUAAAGCAUCUGUACACAGCCUUGACUCGGGCACGCGUCAACAUCUGGAUGUUUGAUGAGGAUGAGGAAGCUAGGAAGCCCAUGUUUGAAUACUUCCAGGCUCUCAAUUUGGUGCAGAGCGUGGCAGUCAAGGAGGACCAGGAUGCUCAGCAAGGUAUGUUGGAACUCUUCUCCAAAUCGUCAACGAAGCAAGAAUGGAGGGAACAAGGUGACCAAUUCUUCAAACAACGGCUGUAUGGGGUCGCUGCCAAAUGCUACGACAAAUCCGGGGACAGAAAGCUUCGUCAGUUGUCAUUGGCGCAUCAGCAGGCACUGGAGGCGAGCCGCAUCUUGGACAACAAGCGCAUGUUGAGAGAGAAGUUCAUGUUUGUGUCGCUGGAAUAUCUCAAGUGUGAGCACUUCAUCGAAGCAGCCAAGUGUCUGCAGAAUGCUCGCGAGUACGAGUUUGCUGCCAUCUUGUAUGAAAAACUCAAGGAGUACACAAGAGCUGCGGACAUGUACAAGCGUAUCAAGAUGACCCAGAAGACAAGUCGAAUGCUUGAGUUGGGUAAGGACUACGGAGCUGCCAUACGGCUGCAUUACGAUGAGAAGAGAUAUGAUGAGUCGAUUGCCGUACUCCGGAGAUACCAGAAGACUGUCCAGGAUUAUGAGAAAAAGCGACAGCCAGUUCCGCGAGAAAUCUUGCGGCGGAAACCAGACACCAAAUUCACCAUGCGACACUUGGCGUGGCGCUCGGCUGAACAGCAUUUCAAAGUCGGGGAGAAGAACAGGAAGAGAAUGAUGGAGGCCUUGGAUAACCUCACCCUUGAGGAUGCUGUCAACUUUCUUGAUGCACAUCGAAUGAAGCCACUGGCUGCUGAACUCCUGCUGCAACACGGUAAAAAUGUCGAGGCAGCCAGGCUCUUUCGUAACUUGGGCAAGAUCAAGGAAGCCAUGAACUGUAUCAUUGGAUACGAAGAUGACCCAGAUGUACGUAACCUACUGGCCCAUCUGAAACUGGCACACGCUAGGAUUCUGUUGCAGCAACCCAAGGCAGAAGAGGUCAAAGAAUUGGUCAAAGAAUUGGUCAAAACAGCACGGCCACUCUUCGAGAAGGAGCAGGACCUUGCCAGAGCAGGCGAAUGUCUCAUGUUGCGAGCUUGCUCAGGUUCUACGAAACAAAAGGAGGAUCUCGACUCUGCAAGUAAAUUGUUUGGGAAAGCAGCAUGCACUGUUGGAGAGGUAGAGUGUGCCUAUCAGUUGGUAAAACUGAGUCCUGAUUCUUGUACUCUGGCAGUGUGUGAUUCAGUGCUACUGAGAGCAUUCAAGAAAGGUCUUGAUUUGGUCAGUGCGCUGCUACAUCCCAGCAACGCUCUUGCGAGGGAAGCCGUGAAGCUGUGUGAGAGUUACUAUGGCCUCAGGACCUCAAGUUCACCGAAUAAGCUUGAAGUACUUGUCCAUGAAGCACCACGCAUCCUGUCCAAACAUCUGGUUGCUCCGUCCAAUUCAGAGAUGGACAAGGCUGAAGUUCAUGCCAUGAUUGUCAAAGAACUCCUUACAGAGAAAUUGACGGUACUCAGCCAAUUCGUCCGUGGAAAGAUAGAGAAGAAACGGCAGCCGCUGAUGCCAUGUGCCACAUAUCGCUUACAAGGUGUGUGUGAAGGAGCAAAGGUGGAGUCCACGAACCAGCGUUGUCCGUUCAUGCAUCAUCAACACACCAGGGAUUCUUUCAAAGAACUGGUGCGUGUGACCAUGUCGCUGAUAGAACUUGACGGCUACUUGGCAUCAGCUUUGAAUUCGACCGUCCUUGGAGAGAAUGAGAAAGAGAACAUUCGGAAACUGACUAAUGGCAGUGUCUACACAAGCUGUGCUGAACUCGUCGAGCAGUUCUACCCAACGGAUCGGAUGGAGACCGCUGUCUUCAGCAGCAUUCAUCACUCAGUCCCCACCAUCAGGAUGGUACGCAAUACGGAAACUAUUGGGCAUUUGUUGAAGUACGCAGAGGUGAAGAAAGACGAGUAUUCCGCACAAUCGAAUUAUGCUGGAAUCUUGUGUGCGGAUUUGUUCUUCUGUCUGCAGAUGGUCUACAUGCUGUGCAACAAAAAGGAGAAAAUGACCCAAGUUCUUGCCAGAACACAACAGGCCAAUCUUCCCUCAGGCGUUGUCGCUGUUGGUUUCGAUUGGGUCAGAGACCACCGCGACCCGAGUAAAAAGGUCUCAGUGAAUGUUUUCUACCACCUCUUCAAUAUGUUCCACAUCUUGUACCAGGUGAAAGACCCCAAGGAAGCCAUUGCGAGCUGCAACAAAUACUUCUUCUUGGUUGCAAAGAAAGGAAAUCCUCUGAUGAUGCCGUCUUACUCGAAUACCAUGAUGAUGUUGGAGUACCAGUUUGCCCUGACUACCUGCAUGUACCUGAGGCAUAACAUUGACCUGAUGCACACCUACAUUCCUAAGAGCUACCUGGCACACAUCACUUUCUGGGACUCCAUCAACAACAGUCACAAACGACUCUCCACUUACUCUUUAGUCCAGAACUUUUCCGUCGAACCAGGCUACCUCAAACGUUUGAAAGGAGGACUGUGGUCGAUGGUUAAAGUUUUCAGCGGUUUGGAAUCGGGCAGCUUCUACAUGUGGUCAGCGUUCAAUCCAGAGGGCGAGUCGUGUGUGAAUGGGGAUGCUGAGAGAGUACUAGUGUUCGCACUCACCCUGAUUUUAAACACUAAUCUGAUGAUCCCAAACUUCCACCGGCGUGACUCUAGGUACUCCUUGGAGAAUCUCUUGAUGUAUGAUAUCAACGAGUUGGAUCUUAAAGAUAGUCCAUGUUCGCAGCGACUGAAGGAUGCUGUACAGGCAGUGAAGGCAGCUAAAGGCCACCAGGAUAUUGCAAAGGCUCUUGGGAAGCUCCUGGUGCAGCGAGGCGAGGAGGGGCUCAUGAGGUGUGUGUGGAAGGGAGAUGAUGGUACGAGAACACCGACUGUGCACUGCCAGAAGUUGGAGAGUUAUGAUACGCUCUUCCGCGGUUUCCAUCACUUCACACACGACGAUCUGAGGGAGUCCAAAUCUAAGGAGGCCGUCCGUGAGGAGCUGAGUUCUGCAAAACCAGAAUCGGAAGAGCAAGUCUCUCUAGCAUUCAUUCAGAAUGUCCCAGAGGAGCAGACAAUGACAGAACAUGUCACAGAGGUUGCAGCAGACAUCAUUGAAAAUGAGGACCCUGAUUUGAUAAUUGAUGAUACUAUGUGUAGCACAUGUGGUGACCGUUUCACCGACGUCAGGAAGGGACUGAAUUUUGCUGAUGAAGCAGGGGAUUUGCAAGCUGUGGAGGCUGGUGAUACUGUGACACACAUUUCUGACAGCAGGGACGGGUUGACGAAAUCAGAUGUCAUCACUCGACAAGACCAUGAGGAGAGUGAGGAGCACAAGAGGAAGGUUGAGGAAUGCAUAGUGUUCAAAGAAAAACUCAAGAGACAUGUGGAGUCUAUAGUAGAAAAUACCAAGAAGCUGAAGGACUUACCUCACCCAUCGUUCCCUGCAGAUGAAAUGGGGAUGCUCAAGCACACUAUGCUAAAGCAGUACGAGUCACUUCACAAAUGUAUUGAAGUUGUGCGUACGAAGCGGGAUUGGGCAAAUUGGCAAGAUGUUAGGGAGGCUGCUAGGAAGCUAUUCGAAGCAAAUGGGGAGCUGGUAACCAAGGUCCAGGCUUGGGAUAAGGAGCAAGCAGCAAAGAUGUCAUCUGCUGGAGCUGUGAACAUUGCCAAAGCUGCGACUCCUGAACCAGAUCCCCAAGACUUGGAAGAUGAGGCUUUGCAGAAGGUCGUGGAUGAACCGGACAAAUGGAAAAUGAAAAAACAGAAACGGCUGAAUAAGGCGCGCAGGAAGCCAAACACCAGUAAAAGAUAAUAAUUUUCUUGAUUGAUUCUUCUUUUUGGUUUUCAGUGCCAGUGGCAAGAAAGAGAUUAGUGGUUUUCUGUAAUAAAGUCUUUGCCCACUUGUGUUUUUAGAAAGCAAGUUUGCUAUGUGCGGUAGAUGUUUAUUGUCACCUUUUAGUCAUAAAUUCUUUAUGUGGUACGUUAUAUUGUACACUGUAUGUAUGUUAUCUUUGUUCCGGUAGAACUCGGAGAUUAUGAUUAAUUUCAUGACUCCCGACUCACCUUUGAGACUGAAUUACAGUCAUCAAGUGCCAUUUAUCAGUCCAACUUAGUGGAAGAACACUUUCACAUUGAUCAAUCAUGAUUACUUGUAAAACAAUAUCUGAACACUUUGAUUUACAACAAUAUACAAAUGUUUGAAGUGUGCAUAUUUAGCCAGAAAUAAUGAAGUGAUGAAAUAGACAACAACUUCAUUCAUUGUGAAGACUCUGAUAUUUCUUGAUACACGAUUUAAGCUGUGUUAUAUUACAAGUUACCAGUUAGGUAUAUUUUACACCUGACGACAGAUUAAAGUACUGGAAGAUUGGUUUGAUUUUUGUGCCAAUAGUGUGAUCUGGACUCAUCAAGCAACAUCAUUUUAGUCAGAUACAGGUACAUGUACAUGAAUAUCAUGAUCCUGGACAGGGGUUUUUCGAUCUUUACUGAAAUUAUAAUCAACACCACUCGUAAUAAACUUCAAAUUAACACCAUGUUUUUCGAUAUAAAGUUUUCAAUAUAUAUUUCUAUACCUGAAGAAAACUUCGUAUGAGAUAUCUGUAAUGUUUGUUUUUCUAGAGAUAUUGCCAUGAUCAGGGGUGAGAUUAUUUCCUUGAGAUCGUCUUUUCCAAGGUAUUUUUCCACAGGUUUAUCAUUCAUGCAUCCAACAGUUUAUGCUCGAGAUACUACUCUUUAUUUUACAAGGUACAGCCAUGACCAAAAUAGAUUUCAUUCAUUUAUUUUUUUACCCAGAAAACGUGCUGAGAUGACAGACGACUUCAUUGGGAGACAAACACAUUUGGUCACUUACAUUGUUUAGAUGCUGCAAAAUAGCAUUUUUAUGCCUAUGAACUACUGCCCUGCACGAGCAGGGAUUUUUUGAAGUCACAGAGCAUCAAUCACAGUGUUGGGCUUGACACAGUCAUGAGGUUUUUCCUCUUUGUCCCUGGUGCUGGGGCAUAAGGCCUUCACCAUUUCUGGCGAUCUUCCCUUGUCCUUGACCACUCUUAUUGAUGUGUCCCAAGACAGGCCAAAGGUACAGAUAUAUAUGUGGCUCGCAAAGGAAGUCCUAUUGCCUCUUUACUUGUUAUUGUGAAAUUGGUUCAAAAUAAACAAACAAAAAUAUAAUUUUGGCCAUUGCAGUACUUUGUGAAUUGAAGAGUACCGUGACAACUCCCUUACUGGACACCUCUGUUUAGCAGGACAUCUUCUCUCAUUAGGACACUGUAAUUGGUCCUACAUUAUGUAUUAAACAUUUCCAUUAAAUUUGACCUCUUCAGUCGGGACACCUCUCUAUUAAAGACAGUAUUUGUCAAUCCCAAGGGUGUCCUCGACAGAGAGGUUCCAUUGUAGUAUUAAAUUAAUCUUCAAUUAUGCCAUUAUGUUAUAGAAAGGUUUAUUCAAGAUUACUGCUAUAUUUUGCCAUUUACAGUGAGACAUUUGCUUGAUUCAUUUGUGCGUAGAUGAUUAUGUUGAUAUAUUAUUUGGUGCUUUAUGAUUUUGAAAUUUCAAAGUAUUACUUGUAGGAGUUCGCUGUUAUUUUUACUUUUCUCCUUCCUUGAUUUACAAAAUGCUUCCAAACUGCCUUAUUUGCUUGUUUACAUGAACUUAAAGGGAGACAACAGGCAGGAGCUAGGGGGUCUAAUUUGUCAUCUUCUGGUGACUAGUAUCAAGAGUUACUAAGGAACAGUCUAUUUCGUCCAUGCAAUGUAGUGUAACUAACAGUCUUCCAGUAAACUUGUGACCUGACCCUCAUGGUCUUAUACUCCCUAGAAUUCAUGUUAGCCCAUGACGUUUUGGAUACCAAUUUCUCUUUGUAAUCUAUAUCGGUCCAUUUCUAGCGAACUUAGAAUUACUGUUGCCAUGCAUACAGUAUUCAGUGAUACAUGUGAAUUCCUCUCCCAGCCGAAUGUGAUUACCGUAUAUAUACUUCAUCAAGUUUCCAUUGCCAAAAAACGCCGUUGUUAUACAUUAUUUCAGAAAAUACUUCACAGAGUUUGAGAUUAUGAUCUUCUCUUAAAGAUGUGGCCAUGCAAAAAUUAGGUUUGACUCCCUAUCAAGAAAGUCUAGCCCCAACUUCACUGAUGUUCAGUCUUGUACUGUCUUUGGGAUUUUUGGGACCAACUUUUACCCUGAUGUGCAGGGGCAUCCUCCUCCAUUUAAUGUACUGUAUAAUUUGCACAUUAUAUACUGCUUGUGUUCAUAAGACUAUGCAAUAAAACUGAUUUAUUUUCAA